Molecule: messenger RNA, 677 nt
Organism: Impatiens glandulifera
Lineage: Eukaryota; Viridiplantae; Streptophyta; Magnoliopsida; Ericales; Balsaminaceae
Product: abscisic-aldehyde oxidase
Exons: 4
Coding region: 36-677 (213 amino acids)
Molecular function (GO): iron ion binding; oxidoreductase activity
Source: RefSeq, a predicted model, not a curated record
UGGUGGUUACUUCACAUCUGGACGAAAGGAUCGAAAUGAUAAAGGAGUUCAAUGGGAAUAAUACGUGGAGGAAGCGGGCUAUCUCUCUAGUGCCUAUAAUCUAUGAGGUUACUGUGAGCCCAAUCCCCGGGAAAGUUAGUAUCCUACAGGACGGUUCUAUCGUUGUAGAAGUUGGAGGAAUUGAAAUGGGUCAAGGGCUUUGGACAAAAGUAAAGCAAAUGACUGCAUUUGCCCUUAGUUCAAACCUAUCUAAUGCAGAUGAUGAUGAUGAAAACCUCUUGGAUAAAAUAAGAGUCAUACAAACGGAUUCUCUGAGUCUUGUACAAAGCGGUUUUACAGCUGGGAGUACUACAUCGGAGUCGAGCUGUGCUGCCGUGAAACUUUGUUGCGAUAUUUUGGUGGAAAGACUGAUGCCGAUUAAGAACAGAUUAUGGGAACAAACGGGUUCUGUGAAAUGGGAGGCGUUGAUUACUGCGGGACAUCUUGAAUCAGUGAACUUUGCAGCAAAUGCUUACUAUGUGCCUGUUGCUGGAACUGGUGACUACCUUAAUUAUGGCGCUGCUGUGAGUGAGGUGGAAAUAAACCUAUUGACAGGAGAAACAAGAAUUCUUCAAUCUGAUAUGAUUUAUGACUGCGGACAAAGCUUGAAUCCAGCCGUUGAUUUGGGACAGACAUAA